Molecule: messenger RNA, 2733 nt
Organism: Zymoseptoria tritici IPO323
Lineage: Eukaryota; Fungi; Ascomycota; Dothideomycetes; Mycosphaerellales; Mycosphaerellaceae
Exons: 2
Coding region: 1-2733 (910 amino acids)
Source: RefSeq, a predicted model, not a curated record
AUGCCCACCCUCAAGCAGAUCACGACUAGCAUCGAGCUCGGCUCGGGCGACACGCGCCUCAAGGAGUACGAUCAUCGCUUCACUGACGGCGCCGUCGAGUGCUUCAUCCUCGCGCCGGAGACGGACAUUCCUUUCCACGUGCGCAUCACCACCAGCGGAUACAUUGCGCCAGGUCUUGCGGCGUACGUCUUCAUCGAUGGUGAAUACCAAUGCAAUCGAAAUCGACUUUGCCUUGAAGUGCCAGGGGAUGGAGUGGAUCCCGUGGAGUACGAGAUCGAUCUCAAACUCCGCCAGAAAGAGGAGAAGACGUCGGAUGGUUGCUUCGUGGCGCGAGAUUGGUUCUUCACGCCGCUGAAGACUGGUAUCGCCGAUAGCGAGCCGAACGCAUCCCGGAACUGGUCGAAGAAUGUAGGCACCAUCGAAGUGAUUGUCCUGCGCUGCAAGCAAGGCGGUGAGAAGGAGACAGGCAUCGACCCGGCGGAGACUGUAAUCGCUACAGUACCGUCAGCAGGAAGAGACAUACUUCGAGCGAUCAACAAAAGCUCAGCACCACCCAAGCAACCGACGUCCAAGGAUAAGGAGCAAUCGAAGGACUCCAAACCGAAGGCAUCCUCAAAAGCACCAUCCAAGGCGCCCUCCAAAAAGGGCUCAGUGGUCAUGAGUGAUGUUGGCUUCGGCGGCAUGAUGGGACUAUUUGACGGCGCAGGCGACGAGCCCGGAUAUUACAAAAAGUAUCGACCAAGGAACAUGGUCGGGCAACCCUACCUUCCAGGCCAUCGCUUCGACGACACAACUGGACGCUAUCGUUACUACGAAGAGGAGGAUCCGUUUGUCAGGGGUGAUUCUCGUGCGCGACACGAGCAGGAGCAACGAGCUCCGGAUCAUCGAUAUGAGCCAUACACAUACACUGUGGGAGGCGGAUUUGACGACAACGACAGAACGCCGUCAACUCGCAGCGGCCCGAAACGAGUUGUACCACGGACGUCCCCAUCUCCUGUCAUAGACGAAAGCAAGCGUAGACGAGGACGAGGUGUAGUGUUCGACAUUCCGACUCGAAGCUCGUCACAUCAUAACAUCACCCGCCGUGCGCAAUCUCCUGACAAACCCAGAGGACGUUCACGCCAACCACACCGCAGCUCCGUCUUCAUCGACGAAGCGAGUGAUCACAUGCAAGUCCUGCAACGCAUUGCAUUCGAAGAAGCAGAAAAGUACGACGCACUGUGGGAGGACAUCGACACUUUCAAAACGCGCGAGGAUGCUCACAAAGGCAUGAUGACGACGCUGAGGCGCAAGUACGAUGAGAUCCAAGCGGUUCUGGAUGAGCUUCGUGAUCUCAACGCUUCCAUCUCUGCUUGUAUGGAGGACAUGAAUCGCAUGGAGUGGAAGCAGACUUACGAUACGCUAUUUGAUAAGGGUCUUGUGCCAUCGCCCAGGAUCGCUCUGCGUCAUCCCGAUGGAGAGAAAGCCGAUGCAGAGAAGGAUGAUAAGGAGAAGAAGAGCGAUGGUUGGGAGCAGGUGGGUGAUGGUGCAGUGGGUGACAAGGACAAGCCGGCAGAUAACAAUGGCUGGGACAGCAGCAGCCACCAGAACGAUUCGGCUGAGAAAGCCAAUGAUGGAUGGAACCAAGACGAAAACAAGUCCAACAAGUCCAACAAGUCCAACAAUAAUGCUGACUGGGGCGGUGGUGAUCAAAAGUCGAACGGAUCGAAGAAGUCAAACAGUGGUGGUUGGGGUGAUGAGAAGAAGGACGAGCAACAGAACGGUGGCAAUGAUGGUUGGGACAAAGAUAAUGAUGACGCCGGUAAUAACGGAGGCAAUGCUUGGGGUGAUGCGCCCGCCGACAACGCAGCAGAAAACAACGACGAAUGGGGCGAGAAGAAGAGCGACAAGCCCAAGUCAGGCAGCAAAGCCGCCUCCAACCACCGACCCUCCAAAUCCACCACCGGUCGUAGCACCACCUCGACCUCCUCCACCGUCCAACCCCACGCCGAAAUCAAACCCUACUGGAAAUCCUGGGCCACCAAACCCGCAGCCGCAUCCAAACUCCGCCUCCCCUUCCGCGAUCCCUACAAGUAUCCCGCGCCGCCCACGCCGGCCGUGCCCGCCUCCAAAGCAAAGGACAUCAAGUACGGUGUGCAAGCGGGUCGUGGAGCGGACUACGCACACAAGCACUAUCGCCCAGAAUAUCUCGACUCGAUGGAGAAGCCGUACGCGGUGUUCACGUUCAAGUAUCGGAGUCGAGAGGCGUUGGAGAAGAUUGUCGGAAAGGGAAAAGUGAGGGAGGGAGGGAUUGGGGAGGCGGAGAAGGUGGCGGAGAAGGAGAGGUUGAUGAGGACGCCGAAGGAUGAGUUGGUGGCGGAGUUGUUGAGGAAGAGAGGCGUGCCGGAGAAAAAGGCGCUCUCGAGAGUGGCGGCUUCGAAGGUUAGUGCUGCAGAUGAGGUGAGGGCUACGAGGGAGGGAGUGGCGAAGGCGAGGUCGAAGGCUGGGUCGAAGAAGGGUGACGGUGACGGAUGGGGAACGCCAGCGAAAGCUGAUGAUCCAUGGGCACCGGAAAGUGAUGGCGGGAAGUCAAAUGCGAGCUGGAGCAAGCCAGUCGAACCGAAGGACUCGGUGAGCCAGGCGGAUUGGGGUAAGGCGAAGAGUAAAACACCGAGUAAGGCGGGGACUGUGGAGCAUUGGAAUGCUGACGAUGGAGGUCUGGAGACGACCGGAAAAGGCAACGCCGGGUGGUGA